Molecule: messenger RNA, 1080 nt
Organism: Solenopsis invicta (red fire ant)
Lineage: Eukaryota; Metazoa; Arthropoda; Insecta; Hymenoptera; Formicidae
Gene: Rack1
Product: guanine nucleotide-binding protein subunit beta-like protein
Exons: 5
Coding region: 87-1040 (317 amino acids)
Biological process (GO): positive regulation of protein phosphorylation; rescue of stalled cytosolic ribosome
Cellular component (GO): nucleus; cytosol
Molecular function (GO): ribosome binding; protein kinase C binding; translation regulator activity
Source: RefSeq, marked provisional
CCUUUAUAUUCAUCCUUUGGUAGACGCGGUACGUACGGAAGAAUCCGUUCCAAUCGGUGAUAUAACGUGACCGAGAACGAUUGAAGAUGACCGAGACUUUACAGCUGAGAGGGACGCUUCGCGGCCACAAUGGAUGGGUCACGCAAAUCGCGACAAACCCGAAAUAUCCAGACAUGAUUUUGUCUUCUUCACGUGAUAAGACUCUGAUUGUGUGGAAAUUGACUCGUGAUGAAGCUAACUAUGGUAUCCCGCAGAAGCGUCUCUAUGGUCACUCACACUUCAUAAGUGAUGUAGUUCUUUCAUCUGAUGGUAACUACGCUCUGUCUGGUUCAUGGGACAAAACAUUGCGUCUUUGGGAUCUCGCAGCAGGUCGUACGACCAGACGAUUUGAAGACCAUACCAAGGAUGUUUUGAGUGUCGCUUUUUCCGUGGACAAUCGUCAGAUUGUUUCCGGUUCGCGAGACAAGACAAUUAAAUUGUGGAAUACAUUGGCCGAAUGCAAGUAUACCAUCCAGGAUGAUGGGCAUACAGAUUGGGUCAGCUGUGUGCGCUUCUCCCCCAAUCAUGCAAAUCCCAUCAUUGUCUCUGCAGGCUGGGAUCGCGUUGUCAAGGUCUGGAACUUAACGAACUGCAGGUUGAAGAUCAAUCAUAGUGGUCAUACAGGAUAUCUGAAUACAGUUACGGUAUCGCCUGAUGGAUCACUCUGCGCAUCCGGUGGAAAAGAUUGCAAAGCUAUGCUGUGGGAUCUGAAUGAUGGAAAACAUCUCCACACUUUAGACCAUAAUGACAUCAUUACGGCAUUAUGCUUUAGUCCUAAUCGUUAUUGGCUGUGCGCCGCAUUCGGACCAUGGAUUAAGAUAUGGGAUCUUGAGACUAAGGAAAUGGUUGAAGAACUGAAACCUGAGGUUGUGUCUGCAACUAGUAAAGCAGAGCCACCUCUCUGUUUGUCCCUCGCGUGGUCCACCGACGGUCAAACGUUGUUCGCUGGAUACUCCGAUAAUACUAUUCGUGUCUGGCAAGUUUCUGUAUCCAGCAGAUAAAUAUUUUGUAAUAAAUGAUUAAAUUCAAUUCUCAACUGUA